AUGGAAGGAGAAAGCAUGAGGGUAAUGUAUGAGCCAUGGUUGGUUCAGAACAAAGUUGAUCUGGAACGAAUAUCGAAUGUGCAGUACAACAUAACAGAUGGACUAAGCACUCCUAUUAAGGAUGCUUCUGCUCCAGUUUACAUAACAAUUGGCGACGGGGGAAAUAUAGAAGGCAUGGCUGAUAGUUUUAUAGACCCACAACCAAGUUACUCGGCCUACCGCGAAGCAAGCUUCGGGCAUGCCACUCUGGAGAUUAAGAACAGAACUCAUGCCUAUUAUACUUGGCACCGUAACCAGGACAGUGAUGUUGUUGCUGCAGAUUCAAUCUGGUUCUAUAACAGAUACUGGUAUCCAAAUGAAGAGAGCAGCUAG
Molecule: messenger RNA, 372 nt
Organism: Ilex paraguariensis (yerba mate)
Lineage: Eukaryota; Viridiplantae; Streptophyta; Magnoliopsida; Aquifoliales; Aquifoliaceae
Source: the annotation of a GenBank genome assembly